AUGGGUGAGGAGAGCUGGAACGAGGCCGGACAACAGAUUAAUAUUUUGGCUGAUGAAUCCACGAUUGGAGCUCUUUUGGAUUUUGAGGGCAUAUCUGAUUUCCACUACACCGCUCCUCCAUAUAAUGGGCAUAUAAGUACUGCGCUCUGUAGCCUGCGCCCAUCAAAACCGAUUAAAUACACACGAGAGGUGGUUGACGGUGCUGAUGGCAAUCCCAUCUGCCUUGACUGGCUUUUUGUGGAUGAAAAACAUGGUCCAGCAAACGGCAUCAUGAUUAUUUUUCCAGGUCUUGCUUCUUGGUCUCAGACCAACUACGUUCAACAUUAUGUAUCACAUGCGCAUGACAAAGGCUUUCAUUGUUGCGUGUUCAACACACGGGGAAUGGGUGACACCCCAUUGACACAACCCCGACUCAUGUCUGCGGCAUGGACGGAGGACGUUCGAUGUGUUACGCGCACAGCCCUUUCAAAAAGGGCACUUUCGUUAAGGUUUGGUAAAACGGUUGGAAACACAUGGGGCGUUGGCUUUAGUCUGGGUGGGGUUGUCUUGGCAAAGUACUUGGAUGAAGAAGGAAAAAAUGGGCCUAAAGAACUGCUCCCGUUUGACGCAGCCCUUAUUAUUAACAGUCCAUUGGAUACAUUGGCCUCACAGGCGAAUAUGAUGAAGCCAAAAAAUGCUCUUUACCAUAAAACUCUGACUGGAGGUCUUGUGCGCUACGCCAUUCGUCACAUUGAAAUGAUCAAGCAACUACCGGGGGUGAGUGACGACGCCAUUCGCAAGGACACGCUGCGGUUCUUAAAAAACUUGAGGAACAUCUAUGAAUUUGACGUCCACAUCACAGCACCCCACAAUGGUUUCUCCAACCCUGAAGAGUAUUACGCCGCGGUAAACACACUGACGUCGCUUCGACAGUGUAAGAUACCCACUCUUUGUGUAAUAGCUCGUGACGACCCCGUCACGGGUGACCCACCAAUAACACAAAUGAGAGAGUUGGUUAGCGCCAACAAACUUGUCGCCUUUCUUGAACUUCCUCGCGGAGGACACUUGGGGUACAUUGGAUCCCCGCUUGAAGAGUGGCGUGGAGCGCCCUCAUUUAUGGAAGUCCUCACGUGUAAUAUAUGUAAGGCGUCUCAAAGAAAUGAAUGGCUGCGGACACAAGCAGCAGGGCAGGGGAAAAUUUGA
Molecule: messenger RNA, 1182 nt
Organism: Trypanosoma rangeli
Lineage: Eukaryota; Euglenozoa; Kinetoplastea; Trypanosomatida; Trypanosomatidae
Exons: 1
Coding region: 1-1182 (393 amino acids)
Molecular function (GO): monoacylglycerol lipase activity; short-chain carboxylesterase activity
Source: RefSeq, a predicted model, not a curated record